AUGGCAGCUGUCCAACGCUCGCGUCUUCGCGGAAACAACACCUCUUCCUCCGCGACCUCUGUCCACACCAAGAGGCAGCUUGGCACGUCUCCGACUAUUCAUGCCAAUGGAGGAGGCCAUGGUGCUGGGGCGGCGGCACCGUUGGCCGUCUUUCUGACGAACCUACGACUUCUUGAGUUGGAUUUGCUGCCGGACUGGCCCGGCAUCACCAUGGAGACGUUUGCGAGUACCACAUCGGCGGGGGCGUUGCAGGGCCAAAGAAGGAGGAUUCAGUGUGUCGAGUGGGCAUUGGUGAGGUUGUUUGAGCUGUGGGAUCCCCAAGAAGCUGCGAGACUCGAGCCUUUUUUCCCGCCUCUCGACCAACUGCAGUCUGUCAGUCUUCGAUCCGCAAUACUAAGAGCCCUCGAUACGGCCAAGAAGAAUGGCAUACUCGGCCGCGAUUCCGUCAUACGGAAGACGAUGCUGGAUGACUGCAAGGGCGAGCGGCUGGAAGAGGUGCUGGCUUACUUCUCCACGGCCGUGCUGAAAAAAGUGGCCCAAGAAGAUUUGAAGGCCCGCGGUGCUCACCCACCGAUAUCCGUCAGCCUAGCGUGCGAGAAUAGAGGAUACAGCAGCGACGACAGCGACCUGAAGGCUCUGAUUCUGGCUCACAAGGCUUCCCUUGGGCGUGCCUUGGAACGCAGGGACGAAGCGCGAGCCAGGUACCGCGACUUUGGCGACCUUGUCAGCGUAAAAGAGCGAGGAGUCCGUCGCAGAGCGGAGGCUAUCCGAGCAGCAGUAGAGGCUGACUGCCGCCGAGAUGCGCUGUCGAACAAUGCAAGAGAGGAGAUGCGUCGCCUCGUGCGGAACAACUGGUCUGGAAACGAAAACUGGAUGGAGACCCUUGUGCAGGGCGACUCUCACGCUCAAGGCGCGGGACUGCUCGAAAUGCCCUUUGACCGAGUGUGGAGACGGGUUGAGCAAGGACGCCUGGCCGAGAUUGAGGACAGCGCGGGCGGUCUUUUGGAACAGCUCGAGUCCAGGGUCCGGAUGCAGAACGAGAGGCUGGCAAGGUGGGACACCUUUCGCAGGGACACAUUCGGCCAACCGGCCCAGGCGUCUGCAUCGCCGCUGAGGAAGCGGCCGCAGCAGAACAGGCCGGUCCAAGGCAUUGAUUUCCGCUUCUCGGAGCACCAGCACUGCCAAGUAGGCAACGCCGCCGAUCUCCGCGCUUCCAACACGAGCGAGGGGCCGAGGAUCGUCCCCAAACACAAGGAAGUGCUCGACGGGCUGCAAGCCGAGCUGGCCAAGAUUAAGCGUGCUGGCGUCACCGUCUCCGACUUUGCGAGGAAGGGCACCUCAACCGAUCAUGAGGCAUCGCCUGGGAGCGUUUCGCCCGGACUGCCUGGAGACGGCGGGGAGAUGAGCGACCUCGACGACCAAGCCUACGAACCUGAGCCGAUCCCCGUGCGUACCAACAGGACGAGGCUGCAAAGUCUGACAAGACAUGCCGUCGAGCCGCAAAUCACAGCGCUCUCCGAGAUAUUCUCCCACUCCGCCUCGACGCGAUCCUCGCCCUCCCCACGCCAAGACCGAAGAAACAGCACGCGCGCUCAUGACGUGUACAUCCGCCCUCUGGAAGACGACGACGACCAAGACAUUGAGCCUCCUCCAUCUCCAACGCAAAACAUGGCAAACGAAAUCCUGGAUUCAAUGGACCAGCAGUCCCCUUCGCCAAUCAAGCGAACCCAACCCAGACCAACGCUCUCCCUAGCCCAGAGGACCCGUCUCUCCAUGGCGGGCAGCCACUCUCCGUUCCUGGACGAGGAACCAGAGCCAGAGCUGCCGCUCGGACCAGCGGCCCCCUGCGACAGCGCCAAAGGCGGGCCCGCGCCCGUCUCGCCGAGCGCGGAACCCGAACCCCUGGAUCUGGCGAGCAGGACGCGUCUCAGCAUGGCGGGCUUCGAGCAAGCCCAGAAGAAGGCGCAGCUUGAGCGACGCAGGUCCCUCCGGAGGCCGAGGGCGCUGCCGAGGAAAGAGGGGAGUUGCUUCCCAGCAGUGGCGGAGGAAUCAGUCCGAGACCACGCCAAGCUGGCCGAGGAGCUGAUGCUGGAGGAGGAUAUGGAGGCCGUGUUCAAGUCGCGGCCGAGGAUCAAGGCCAGCCCAGUGGGGAGCCCUGAGUGGUGA
Messenger RNA from Ustilaginoidea virens, 2166 nucleotides. RefSeq lists its product as uncharacterized. The coding region runs from base 1 to 2166 and encodes 721 amino acids. Lineage: Eukaryota; Fungi; Ascomycota; Sordariomycetes; Hypocreales; Clavicipitaceae. The record is from RefSeq and is a predicted model, not a curated record. The transcript has 2 exons.